Cylicocyclus nassatus is the source of this 524-nucleotide messenger RNA. Lineage: Eukaryota; Metazoa; Nematoda; Chromadorea; Rhabditida; Strongylidae. The record is from the annotation of a GenBank genome assembly.
AUGCCUGAAAAGAAGAUCCUAACAGCAGAUAAGGACCUUUUUCUUCGUCAUGCUACUGCACUGUAUGAAUGCUGGAAUGCAGGUUCGUAUGGUCUCGGUGAUGUUGAGGGGCUCAUGGUCAUGGUAGGCCAGGAUGAAGGAGCGGUGCAUUACUCAAAAUCGAAAGCAAAACUGCUGGAUACGCUCAUGAUUUUUACUAAAAAAGGUAUUUAUGCCUUGGCCAGCAACAGGAAAGCUGACUAUUUCAACAGCGUUAAAUCAGAUGAAUUUGUCGGAGUUGUACCUCCUGUAACCCCGAUCCACAGAGACAAAACUUGCAACGAUUGGCAGAAGGCUUCCGCUGACGUCGAAAAGGGAGCAGAUGAGGAGCGCAAUUUACGACGAGCAUCUCUAGCACUGACUCAUCAAAAUAACAAAUUCAAUCUUGGCGCUGUUCCCGAUGACAUCAGUGGAGAAAAUUCGUUCUUCAUAUAUGCAAGCAAAUAAAUAAUAUGGGCCAACUGCCACUGCAAUUUAAACUGUUC